AUGAGCGACACGACCGGCUCGUUGGCUUCGAUAGCCACGACCACGCUUAUCGCUGCUACUGGUACCCUAGCUAUUCCAACACCCUCUCACACACUAUACUAUCAUGCAGCAAAUUCUUCAAGUCCAGGACAGGACUCGAAUGAAGAGGCAGGAGAAUGCAAGUUACUUGGUCCAUUCUCUGUGUUUGUGCAGAUUGCUCUUGGCGGUCUCGCAUUAUUAUCUCUAGUCUUCAAGAGAUGGAGAGAACGACCACAACGCCCGGUGAAGGUCUGGGCCUUUGACGUCUCAAAACAAGUCUUCGGAUCGGUGAUGCUUCAUAUGUUAAAUCUGGUCAUGUCGAUGUUUUCUGCGGGUCAGCUGGAGAUUCGAAACUCAUACAAGCCGAACCCAUGCUCGUUCUACUUACUGAACCUGGGAAUCGACACUACGCUCGGUAUCCCCAUUCUAAUCCUGCUUCUCCGUGUGCUCAAUUAUUUGGCAUCCUACACACCUCUUGCGAACCCCCCAGAAUCGAUAGAGUCGGGAAAUUAUGGCCAGCCCCCACGGGUAACAUGGUGGCUCAAACAGGCCAUAGUUUAUUUUAUGGGAUUGCUUGGCAUGAAGAUAUGUGUCUUCUUCCUCAUCCAACUCUUACCUUUCAUUGUCAAAAUCGGUGACUGGGCUCUAAGAUGGACAGAAGGCAACACUGCUGUCCAGAUCUUUUUCGUCAUGCUUCUUUUCCCAGUCAUCAUGAACGCCAUACAAUAUUAUAUCAUCGACAUAUUCAUCAAGAAACCAGUCUCACAGUACGCGGUGGAUGACACGAUUGAACAUGCUACCACAGACGAUGAUGCUGCCCGUCGGGAGGCUCUUCUUGCCGGCCUGGACGAGACAUAUUCAUCUGAUUCCGAUGAUGAAGAACCUGGGAAAUCUUCAAGAACCACCUCGCAGCCAAAGGCUACUGCAGACGCUCUCGCUCUACAAGAAUCCGAGCACUUACUUCCUGAGGAUCACAAUCCUGUUCCUCCAUAUGAACCUCCGAGCUCGAGUAGCAGUGGAGAUGAGCCUGACCCAAAGGCUAGUUCAACAUAUCACUAA
Molecule: messenger RNA, 1077 nt
Organism: Penicillium coprophilum
Lineage: Eukaryota; Fungi; Ascomycota; Eurotiomycetes; Eurotiales; Aspergillaceae
Product: STIMATE family protein
Exons: 2
Coding region: 1-1077 (358 amino acids)
Cellular component (GO): membrane
Source: RefSeq, a predicted model, not a curated record